This is a messenger RNA of Plasmodium cynomolgi strain B, 588 nucleotides long. RefSeq lists its product as hypothetical. The record is from RefSeq and is a predicted model, not a curated record. Bases 1 to 588 code for a protein of 195 amino acids. The transcript is spliced from 3 exons. NCBI's taxonomy places the organism in Eukaryota, Apicomplexa, Aconoidasida, Haemosporida, Plasmodiidae.
AUGAAAGCCAAGAAAAUCGACCUACUUAAAAAAAAAGAGUUCGACAAGAGCAUUCUGUCGGAUGCCUUCAACACCCAGGACGAAAAUAUUUUGCACCUCGUUGUGAGCCACCCCAUAUCGAGUGUGCUGGACGAACAGAAUGGGAACGCGAUGAGUGCCAUGAGCGGCGGCAUGUGCAGCGGCUUGCUCAUCAACAAAAAGGCAAACGUAAAAAGCGGGGAAAGCGAAGAAGAGGCCAUUAUAUGCAUAAGAGAAAUUGGGAUAAACUAUUUUGGGAAUUCAUUUGAGGAUGGCACAACAUCUGGAGAAGUGGUUCAUUCUCAUAAUGACAUCACCGGGAUUAACAUUUGGGAGUGCUACCUCAUGAUAAGCAAAUGGAUCUCCUAUAUCAUUUCUCUUUUCAAGCAUGUGAACAUUGUUCACAACGGAACUAAUCAAAGACCGAACCAAGUAAUCAUUAUCGGUGUCAAUCCACCCACUCCAAGUGACAUGUCGCAUAAUGUCCUAUUAAACGAAGAACUCUUUGGCCACCUAGAUUCAGCAUGGAGGAGUAAAAGUAAAAAUAUGCAACGUCCAUUGAAACAAUGA